Messenger RNA from Symbiodinium sp. CCMP2592, 387 nucleotides. NCBI's taxonomy places the organism in Eukaryota, Dinophyceae, Suessiales, Symbiodiniaceae. The record is from the annotation of a GenBank genome assembly.
AUGCUGGUGCCGCCUUGUUCGUCGCUUACCCCACCUUCCGGCUUGGGACCCAAAGAGGUCUUCAGAAGGGUGCAAGCGCCUGGUCAGCCGCGGUUUUCGCAAGCGUUGUGCGCGUCGGCCUUUUUGUUACUUUCCUCACGGCGUUGCUGUGGCAGGAGUCCUGCUGUCGAUCGCAAGGCGCUCCGCAAGCGCAAGUUGGGACCCGGUGUGAUGUCGCCACAGGACCCGUAUGGUCCUUCAGUACCCUGGAUAGAGCUGCCGCCGCUGCCUGCCAACAAGGCGUGGCGGUUGCAGGAGCUCCUCACAGAGAUGGAGGCCGCAUAUUCCGAGUUGGUCGAGCCUUGGGAGACGCGCAAAGCAGAAUUCGAGGCGGGACUCCCUUCCUGA